Molecule: messenger RNA, 3105 nt
Organism: Alternaria novae-zelandiae
Lineage: Eukaryota; Fungi; Ascomycota; Dothideomycetes; Pleosporales; Pleosporaceae
Exons: 6
Coding region: 1-3105 (1034 amino acids)
Biological process (GO): proteolysis
Molecular function (GO): serine-type endopeptidase activity
Source: RefSeq, a predicted model, not a curated record
AUGGAAAACGGCAACGAUGCUACCAAGGACUGCCGCGACCUGCUCAUCCUCGAGCACAGCAUGGAUCAUCUACGAGGCGGGCAGUACAAAGCUAUGUUGUUUGUUGCAUGCAUGAAGUCUCUGAAGAAGCAAGAACAACCGAAAGGUACCAAGGAUAAGCACAAGGCCACUGUUGCGGUCACUCAGUGGGAGAAUCGCGCGCCGUGGAACUCGACUACUCGACUAUUCGACGUUCUCCGGAAUAAGCUACUUUCUUGUGCUUCGCAUUGCGCAAUGCUGCGACUGAAUGGCUUUGAGAUCGAGAAUGUCGAACCUCACGGGACCUUCAGAACCAAUCACCUUUUCGACGCGACAACAAUGGAAAAGGCACAACCCCAUAUCAAUGCGCAUCCAACUGUGUCUCUGAAAUCAUUACUCGACAAUGGCCUGUUUCUUCCUGCACGCGAAAAUGGUGCGUUUCCACCGAAUGACAAGGCCGUACUUGCACUAUCGCUGGCCCGGUGCCUACUGCACCUGUUCAGAGGGCCUUGGAUGCAACGAGCAUGGGAUUGCGAGACCAUAAACUUCCUCCAGAAGGACAGCGAGGAAGUUUUGAUAGACAUACACUCGCCCUACAUCAGAUGUUCGUUUGCCGACGCCACACCAGAUUCACCUCCACACAGCUCUCGAUGGAUCACGGUCUCAUUUGCCCGCUUGUUGCUUGAGAUUGAGAUCGGAAGAUCCAUUGAGAGCGUUGAAUCUCCUACAGAAGCGGCUGCUGCUAAUGGUCUACAACAAGUGCUCAAAGAGAUCUUAGCAAACCUUCCCGAUGACGGAUAUGCGCGCGGGCACUACAUUAAUGCGAUCGAAGGGUGUCUUGGUUUCAACGAGCUAUUAUUAGAGGAAUGUGAGAGGAGUAGUACCAAGGACCCUCAGUACCUGCCGACCAAGGUGCUGUACGACAGUGUGGUUGUGCAUCUCGAGAGGAACAUGGGAUUAGUUAUGAACCCGAAGGCAGCACUUAUCCCAAGAGAUCUCUCGAUUCGUCAGAACAUCACUAUGCUUGCAAAAGCUCCUAUCAAUAGUCGAGCUUUUGACCAUCAGGUGGCAGGCGACAGCAUCGGGAACAACGGUGGACAUGCUCGCAAACCAAGCUUAGCAUCAGAUCGUACCGACGAGGGCAGUCCCGCCGCCCCGCUCCUGACCGAUGUACUUAUGGAUGGUUUCGAAGAGCUUGCAGCACAUGGAGACGCCAAGAAUGCGAAUCUAGCGCGCGGGUUCUUCACGAACCUAACAAGAUUCAACAAACAGCACAUCCCCCGAGCGUUUCCCAGAAACAUCAAGAAGACCAAGGUCUGCAUCAUCGACACCGGUUUAGACCUUACCGAUUCUACCGUGCGCAGCUUCAAGCGUAGAGUCGUGGAUGGGCACAGCUGGGUCGAUGAUGACUCCAAGUCCUACCAUGAUAGAUGUGGCCAUGGCACGCACAUAGCUCGCCUGAUACUCAAUACGUCCGUCCAUGCGGAACUGAUGAUCGCCAAAGUUUCCGACGAUAAGACCUUCCGCCUGGAAAGCAUGCAGCAUAUUGCCUCAGCUAUUCGAUGGGCAUGCGACAACGAUGCCGACAUCAUAUCUUUAUCGUUGGGAUUUCGUGAAACUAUCCCAGAGAUUCGAUCUGCGAUCCGCGAGGCGAUUUCACCCGAACAUGACGAUACUCCGCCCAGGAUUGUUUUCGCCGCAGCGGGUAAUUGGGGGCUAAACAAUGGACUCGCCUUCCCAUCCAACCAGAAGGGCAUAUUCUGCAUCCUUGCAUCCGACGGUAACGGAUCCAGCGAUAGCAUGAACCCGGAUAAUGAAGACGGUGAUUGCUUCAGAACUCUGGGAGUUGCAAUCGAGUCCAGAUGGCAGGGCGAAAGCAUCCUCUUACACGGCACCUCAUACGCCACACCAAUUGCUGUGGGCAUGGCAGCGAACGUAUUGGACUUCGCAAAAGUGAAGCUGAGCCAAAAGCGCUGGCAGAAAUUGACAUCUUAUCCCGGCAUGCGAGCAGUGCUUCGCCUGAUGACGCCGAAAGCCAAGAAUCAGUGGUACCUCUGUCCGUGGCAGCUCGAGCGCAUACGAUUGUCCAAACGGCCACUGUCACCGAUCCCACCGUUGUCGACUUACCAACCCUCCAACGUAAACAUCCAAAGUCCCUCGCGAGAAGACUUGAAGCUCAAGAGCAAAGCCCGAAAGACUCCCAACUCUCCCAACUCUCCCAACUCUCCCAACUCUCCCAACUCUCCAGGGUUAUCAACCGUACCAACCGAUCAGAUCACCAUGCCAACCCCCCACCGCACACCCCCAUCCUUCUUCCUCGUCCCAGACGAAAAGAUAAACUACGAAGACACCGUCCGCCUCGGCAACAUCCUCUACCGCAUCUCCGAACCCGACAACGUCCUCACAUCGCACCCUCUCCCUUCUCCGCCCUCUUCCAAGACACUUCAAAACUACCGCAUAUCAACCGAAGCGAGUAAGACUAACAAAAUCGGGCUCUUCACCAAGAUCCUCGAACUCCUCGGCUUUGGCAUCAACGCAUCCUCGCGACGCGCAAAAAGCGACCAAGAAGCGUAUACGAUAGAAAGCAUGACAAUAUCCACAUUCACACCCUCAAAAGACUAUCUAAAAGCCGUGGAAGAAGAUUCAGAUGUACAAGACACCCUCCGCAACACCCCCGACGCAUCCACCUUCCUAAUCACCGGCGUCGUUCUAGCCACGGGCGUAACAUUCACCUCCUCCACAUCCCGAGAAGCAGAACAUGAAGGCAGCGCCGGGAUAUCCAGUCCAGGGCUUUCACUCGGACCGAGCGCGUCGCGGUCGAGGAAGAACGUGUUAGAAGUGGGUUAUACGGAUAAGGGCCCGGUGGUACUGGCGUAUCGGGUGCAGAAGCUGGCGAUGUUGGAGGGUACGGGGAAGAUGGGGGCGGAGAAAGUUAGUGAGGGGGCGUAUUUUGGGGCGGGGGAUGAGGUGGAGAUGGUGGUGGGGGUUGAUGUUGAGCUUGAUGAUGUUGAUACGGAGGAGUUUGAGAUGGUGGAGGGGUUGGAAGUGGUUGAUGGGGUUAAGUAUGCGCUUUGGGUUGCUUCGUGA